This is a messenger RNA of Meloidogyne enterolobii, 2719 nucleotides long. The record is from the annotation of a GenBank genome assembly. NCBI's taxonomy places the organism in Eukaryota, Metazoa, Nematoda, Chromadorea, Rhabditida, Meloidogynidae.
CUCUACUUACCCUCUGAUCAGUCGACAACUGAACUCAAACUCAAGGAUUUUUUUACUUUCCCAUCUCUACUCGUGUUUAAUUUUUUAUUCUUUUUUUUUCGUUUUUCAAAAUAAUUUUUUUUUGUUAUUCCACAAUUUUUCACAAAUUUUCUCCUAAUUCCACCGCGCAUUUCCCUUUAAAAAAAUUUUUUUUCUUCAGAUUUAUUUAUUUAUUUCAAUAAUUUAAAUGUCCUUAAAAGAGGAAAAUAUGCUUUAAUAAAAAAUGGAUUUGUCUGCAAUGAUGCCAAUAAUUUAUUUACGCGGUCUACUUCUUUUAUUGCUUUCUUUUUCGACUUUAUAUUCUACUAGGGCGCUUAAAGUUUAUUUAUUGGACACACUCAAUGCUACUUCUGAAUUAAAUUGGCGUACUUAUUCAAAUCAAGAUGAGAAGGAUGGGUGGUUAGAAGAAACAAUGUAUUCUCGCUCAGAAAACAAAAACCACCAAGUUUAUUCAACUUGUAAUUACGAAAGUACCCACGAUGCCGAAAAUUGGUUAUUAAUUCCUUCUGUAGAAAGAGGAGAAGCCCAACGAUUUUAUUUACAUUUUAAUUUUACAAUUGUGAGGUGUGCGGCUGUUGAAGCUUUGAGAACUAGUGGGUGUAAAGAAACGUUGAAAUUAUAUGCUGCUCAGUUUGAUGAGUCUGAAGAGAGGGAAUUUGUUAAAAGGAAAAAUUGGUUUAAUGAAACUAAAUGGGAUUAUGUAGACACACUAGCUUCUCAUUCAACAACGGAUACUGCAAAUAAUAAUCAAAAUAAAAAUGAGGUAGAAAGGGGAGGAAAUUUAGAAGAAGGAAAUACUCUUAAAGACCACCAACAACAACAAUCAAAUAAUAAUCAACAACAAACAUAUACCCAAACAAGCUCUUAUGAUGUUAAAAAGCGUUAUGUACAUUUUGCAUUGAGAAAUACUGGUGCUUGUUCUUCUAUACUUUCUGUUAAGAUUUACUACAAUGUUUGCCCAGAAUAUUUUUCUUCACUUCUACACCUUCCACGUACCGUUAGUUCUCGUGACCCCCACGGUGUUGUAAGCGUUCAGGGACGUUGUACUUCCAACUCCUCUCCUGUCGCCACAAUAAUUCAACAAAAUUCCAAAAAUUCACAAAAACUCGAAAAAUUAGUUAGACGUCAAUUCCCAGCAUUACAGCCCCCAACAGCUAUUUGUAAAGCUGAUGGAAGUUGGCAAUUGGUUGGGUCUUCUACAGAAUGUGUUUGUGAUCAGGGAUUUGUGGUAUCCAAAAUUAAUGGAAUGUGUACAGCCCUUCCAGUAAUCGAAACAAUUGGGGAAGAAGAAGACGAAGAAGAAGAAAUUCCCGUAACUCAAUCAGUUUUUGGUUUACAAGAAUUGCCAGUUACUACGGAAUCAAUUUUUGGACAAGCAAUAUUUCUUCUUUUACUUUUUGUUAUAUUAGCUAUAACUGGGACUGGAAUUGUUUUGUUAAUUACUAAAAUUAAAGUUAAUAAACAAAAUAAUAAUAAACAAUUGGUUGGGAAUAAACAACAAUUACAACGGUUGGAGGGAAAUAAUGGAAGAUAUCAAAGUUUAAAAUACCCAUGUAUUCAACCAAAACAACAUAUUGGACCUAUCAUUAGUACAAGUUGUCAGGAUUGUGGUACACCUCGCUUACAACAUGAAUGUAGUACUCCUCGUCUUGAAAAACAACAAUGGCAUAAUAAUAAUACUUUUUUGACCCAAACAACCCCCACUUCAUUAAAAAAACAGCAACACCAUUUAUAUGUAGACCCAACAACUUAUGAGGACCCAACACAAAUAUUAGCAGCAUUUACAAAUGAAAUAUAUGCAAAAGAUGUUGAAAUAACAAGAGUAAUAGGUAGUGGUGAAUUUGGGGAAGUUUGUUGUGGACGGUUAACUGUUGAAGAUAGUUAUGGGCAGAGACAGCAACAAAUUGUAGCAGUCAAGCGUUUGUUACCUGAAGCAAGUUGCAAGGCUAAAACAGACUUUUUAUUGGAGGCUUCUAUAAUGGGGCAAUUUGAACACGAAAAUGUUAUUAGAUUAAUUGGGGUUGUUACAAGAACAGAGCCAGUUAUGUUAAUUACCGAAUAUAUGUUGUAUGGCUCGUUGGAUCAAUUUUUGAGGGCAAAUAGAGAUGGACAAUUAACUAUAUGUCAAUUAGUUAGAUUAUUACAUGGAAUUGCUUGUGGAAUGAAUUAUUUAACUGAUAAGGCUUAUGUUCAUAGGGAUCUGGCUGCUCGUAAUGUUCUCGUCGACGACCGUUUAACUUGCAAAAUUGCUGAUUUUGGUUUAAGCCGUGGAUUACGUCCUAGCAACAACAGCAGUGGAAGUGGUUCUCCACCUUUUAUUGAACAGGAAUAUACAACACAACAAGGAGGGAAAAUUCCAAUUCGGUGGACAGCGCCAGAGGCGAUAAUGCAACAUAAAUAUACGACAGCUUCGGAUGUGUGGAGUUUUGGUGUUGUUAUGUGGGAGGUUUUAUCAUUUGGAGAACGUCCAUAUUGGGAUUGGAGUAACCACAGAGUUAUUCAAGAAGUUAUUCAUUCUGGUUAUCGUUUACCAGCUCCACAAGACACUCCAAAACGUUUAUAUGAAAUUAUGAUGACUUGUUGGUAUGCAGAAAGGAAUUUAAGGCCAACAUUUGCCCAAUUACUUUCACAAUUAAAUGCAUUCCUUACAGAUGUAGACUUUUUUUAUAAAUAUAUUUGA